This is a messenger RNA of Synchytrium microbalum, 2964 nucleotides long. RefSeq lists its product as uncharacterized. The record is from RefSeq and is a predicted model, not a curated record. Gene Ontology annotation, biological process: RNA processing. NCBI's taxonomy places the organism in Eukaryota, Fungi, Chytridiomycota, Chytridiomycetes, Synchytriales, Synchytriaceae. Gene Ontology annotation, cellular component: plasma membrane. The transcript has 13 exons. Gene Ontology annotation, molecular function: calcium-activated cation channel activity; RNA binding; RNA methyltransferase activity. Bases 1 to 2964 code for a protein of 987 amino acids.
AUGGGACGAGACUAUCUAUACUCUCACGCGUCGGUCCAGAACUGCUUGAUUUCUGAAAAUCGAACAGUAUAUCGCUUGCACGUAAGAGACACGAAAGACGCCAAACCCUAUGCCGAACAUCUUCGAAGACGACGUGUCGAAGUAAAAGAAUGCAGUGUGAACGAGCUGAACAAACUCUCUGGUGAUCGACCACAUCAAGGAGUGGUACUAGAAGUCAGCCAAUUCCAUACUGCAGCUAUAAAAAGCCUCGGUUUUGUGAUGCAGGACUCUGAAUGGUAUAUAGAGGGUAUCGUUUCUAAGAAGGAUGUAUUCAGGAUACUACUCGCAGAUCAGUCAAGAGGGUUAUCGCCUGUUUGUCUGUGUUUGGAUCAAGUGGUUGAUCCGCAGAACAUGGGAGCCAUUUUACGAAGUGCCUACUUUUUUGGCGUUGAUUGUAUAGUCUUGACGGAACGAGAUACAGCACCGCUCAGUUCUGUAGUGUCGAGAGCCAGUGGAGGAGCUCUCGAAAUGAUGACAAUUCACUCUACUUCUGGUCUCGGUAGCUUUCUCAGACAAAGCAAGGAAAAUGGGUGGCAUGUAUACGGGACUGAUCUCUCAUCUUCCAAGACACACAUCUCUGUUAAGGCUAGUGACACUCGCCUUGUAAACGAUCGACCAAAGAUCCUUGUCUUGGGAUCUGAAGGCGAUACGAAUAGUACAGCUCAAACGAAUAGCGAUGUAUCAACUUCCGCAUUUGUUACUACUUUGGUUGUAUCGCUCGUUACUGCAGCUGUUUUCUAUGCUGGAUAUAUCGUUGCAUCACGUUUCAAGUCGAAUGAUGAGUUUUACUAUCCCAACAAGAAGUUGGGAAUCACACCAAUGGAUGCACUUGAGAAUCCUGAGAAAACAAGAAAUUGGGAUGGGGCGUCAACGAUCUAUGUUACUCUCUUCACAAUAGUUGCAUUGCUUGGAGCCAUCAUUCUCAUCCCAAUUUACUCCCGUGGAAGCGCUCCGAACGUAUCUGGACUCGUUACACUUACGAUUGCCAAUCUGGAUCUCGAUUCUAAAGCAAUCUGGGCGGCUUGGGUCUUCUCCACAAUCUUCUCAGCACUAGUUGUCUUUGCAGCUUUUGUGCUGAUGAACAUAUCCGAAGAGUUGUUCUCCAAGAUCAUGGCUUCCAAACAUCUUGCAUACCGAACAGUUCUCUGUGUAAGAAUACCCAAGGGAUUCAAACAGAGUACUGUAACUGAGAUCUUCAAGAUUCUCAGUCCACAGUAUACAGCCAUAGCCAUGGUAGUGAAUAAUCUCGAAACUGUAUCCAAAGUCGAGAAGCUUCGUAAUGCUAUAGAACAUACAGCAACAAAUAUGAUUGUAGGAGUCAAGGAUAAAAAGUCUGGAGAGUAUGAAGAGCUCAAGAAACGGCCAGAGAAACGGCUAUGGCUGGAUGGAUUCAAAAAGGUUGAUGCCCUCACUUAUGACUCGAAGAAACUGCUCAAGGAGAUGCGUCCUGAGAAAGAACCAAGCCCAAUAACAGCUGCGACUUUACUAUUUGAAACCUCGUUGGCAGCAUCUAUCGCCGAAGGUGUAGCACUUAGAGCCAAUAUCUUCAAACGAUACAGAUUCGUGAAUGUCCAGGAAGAUAUCAUCUGGAGUAAUUUGAAAAUUUCAAAUUACACAAUAAUGAUAAGACGUCUUGCCUCUCAAAGUGUCACCGCCGUGCUUAUUCUUUUAUGGGGAAUACUUGCAGUCUUCAUUGCUUCGAUAGCCAAUAUACCGACGUUGACGAAAUUACUGCCAUUCCUAUCUCCAAUACUGAAUGCAUCUCCUGUCAUAAAGGGUCUACUGACUGGUUUACUGCCUCCACUUGUGGUUUCAAUUGUCUUUUCUCUCAUUCCGACGAUAUUGGGAGCGUUGCUCACUAUUGAAGGCCAUUCCCUAAAAUCACGAAUCCAAAUAAGAGUAAACGUCCGCUACUUUGUUUUCAUAGUCGUCAACAUCCUGUUGGUGACUUCUAUUGGAAGCAGUGUCUUUAGCUCCCUCAACACCAUCGUAAACAAUCCACCAUCAGUAAUCUCAUCACUGUCAACCUCGAUUCCGACAGUCUCCACCUUCUUUGUCAACUUUGUACUACUAGGAGCAUUCGGAGAACCGUCUGGCUACCUGCUGGAUAUAUUUGGAUUGAUCAUCGGGAAAGUGAUGCCUCUCUUCAGCAGCAAGACUGCGAGAGAGGUCGAAGAAGCAUCAAAGCCAGAGCCCUUUCAACCAAGUGUCUUCUUUGCAAAUCAUGCCCUCGUGGCAGUCAUAGGCAUUACAUACAUGUGCAUUGCGCCAUUGGUUUCCGUCUUUGUCGCUUUAUACUUUGGAAUCUACACCAUUGUUCAUUGCUUCAAGUUUGUUUACGUCUUUGCUGCACCACCUCCAGCAACCGAGAUAGGGCACAAACUGAUGAACAUAUUAGCGAAUCAGCUUUUUGUUGGCUUGUAUAUUCACCAGAUCGUGAUGAUUGGCUUGUUUUCUUUGAGAGGACAAGUGGGUGUCGCUCUUCUAGUCCUGGAAGUCAUCGUAUUGGUCAAUACUGCGCUGGCGCACUCGUCAUUGAAGAAACUAUUCCCCCUCCCUCAUGCCAAUCCCUUACCACGAAUACGUGGCAGCGGCAACAGUGUUACCAGCACUGCAAUAGCUAGUGAAUCUCCAACCCUUCAUUCACCAGAAGCCAGCUCGCCAGAAAUAACUAGUAGCCCUGAAAAAAGUCCUGCUAUAUCCGAUGAAGAACUGAAACAAGCAGUUGAUGCCGAACGACGAAUCCAGAACUGGCUUGCCCAGCCUGAUAUUGAUUCUUGUAUAUGGAUUCCUGUUGGUGGUGGAGAAAGAGGUGAGGCCGUGAAGAAUGAACUUGAGAAGGCUGGGUUGGAGGUCAAGACGGAGAAUGCGUAUAUCGAGGAUGGGAAGGUGAAGAUACGGGAAGAGGAGGAAGAGCGUGUAUGA